AUGUUUAUUCGUUCAAUUAAUUCUCUUACAAUAUCACAAUUUAAUGAUAAUAGUGACGGUGGUCUUUCAACUCCUGGUUCAUGUAAAUCUUCCACUGAUAAUGAAUUGUUAACUCCCACUAGUCCUACUUCUUCAAAUUCAUCAAUAUAUCUACCACCAACGGAUAAUUAUUCUUCAAUGGAAUAUACAAGUUUUCCUAAUCUUGAAAAAUUCUCUGACGAAGGUUGGACCGAAGUUAGAAUUGAAAAGUUUGAUCCUCAUGAAAUACAAAUGGAAAGUUAUGAUGAAAUGUUAGUGGGAGGUGUCCGAUUUCAAUAUUCGUGA
Messenger RNA from Diversispora eburnea, 324 nucleotides. Lineage: Eukaryota; Fungi; Glomeromycota; Glomeromycetes; Diversisporales; Diversisporaceae. The record is from the annotation of a GenBank genome assembly.